Molecule: messenger RNA, 1018 nt
Organism: Medicago truncatula (barrel medic)
Lineage: Eukaryota; Viridiplantae; Streptophyta; Magnoliopsida; Fabales; Fabaceae
Product: putative FBD-associated F-box protein At3g50710
Exons: 4
Coding region: 106-609 (167 amino acids)
Source: RefSeq, a predicted model, not a curated record
UUGUAUGAUAUAUACUUGACUUGUGAUGAGGAUGACUCUCUUACCAUUGAACUGUUCAAAAGCUUAAGCUUUCCCAAUUUGAUCAGAGCAGAUAUCACUCAAUCUAUGUGUCGCUAUUUUCCGCUGAAAGCACUUUCCACUUCUAACUUUCUGUGCUUAGAUACAUUCUUGUUGUACACACAAGCCCGCGAUGUCUACCAGGUCAGUCAGCCUCAGUCCCCAUAUGAAAAUAUUCCUAUCUUUCAUAAUUUGACAUACUUGGAGCUCCACAACAGUUGGCAUUUGAUAUUACAAGUUCUUCACCACUGCCCUAAGCUUCAAAAUCUCAAAAUUUACGAGGAGUCAUAUGCGGCAAUGGGAAUUGAAGAUAAUCAAGAAAAUUGGGUGGACCCAGAAUUUGUUCCACAAUGCUUUUUAUCACACCUUAGAACUUACACUAUUCUAAACAAUGCAGGUCCACAAAGUCAACUUAUGUUAGGGAAAUAUAUUUUGAAGAAUGCAAACUCUUUACAAACCAUGACAAUCUCAAGUGAAAGUGAAAAAAGAAAAUUGUCUGAAUGUCCGAAAGCCUCUGCAACAUGUCAACUUUUAGUUAAUGGUAUCAUAUAGACUAUAUCCGGGCCUUUGGAAACAGUAUAGUCUUUCUUGGUGAAAGAUAAGCUCUUGAGGAUUUUGCAAUGAAGCAUGGUUUUAUGGAUGAUUUUAGAUAUUUUUAUUAAAAUCUUGUCAAAUGGAAUAGGAUUUGCCUCUGCACUCGUGUCAAAUUUUGACAUGCUUAAUUUCAUGAGUGACACACUUUGUUUUCACCAAUAUAGCUUUUACCAUACAUAACUUUUUAGGAUCAUAAGCAGCAAGAGUGAAUAAUGCAGUAUCAGUAUCUCUUAUUACCAAUCGAUGUACUUUCUUUUAAUAGUCCAACUAGAGAAAGCAUUGCUUUAGAACUUGCUCCAAUUUGCACUUUACAAUCAUUUAUCAUAGAUAAUCUAAAUAUUUCUGCUGUAACAGUUUUUCUUGCUUC